Molecule: messenger RNA, 1312 nt
Organism: Orbicella faveolata
Lineage: Eukaryota; Metazoa; Cnidaria; Anthozoa; Scleractinia; Merulinidae
Source: RefSeq, a predicted model, not a curated record
UUAUGAGACAAUAUAUCGAGGCGAAGAUAGUUAGUUACAUUGUUGUUGUUUACGAUACCUCUAUUUGUUGCGCCUAAGGUUUAGAAAAACACAGCAGCGAAAGAUGAUGAAAACUACCUUGUUAUUGGUAGUUUUCACAUUAUUUGUUGUCGUCUAUCAAACAUCAGCCGUUCCUGUGGCCUCCUCUUACAAGAUAGAAAAUGAAAAUGUUAUGGACGUAAUGGAGGCCAAGGAGAAAAGUGAAGAGGCCAGUGACGAUGAAAAGGCCAAAGAUGAUGAGGAAGAAGAGGCGGAUAAGGAGGAAGAAAAAUCUGAUGAAGAGAAAAAAGAAGAUGAUGUGAAAAACGACGACGAAGACGAGAAGGAAGGUGAAGAGAAAAAGGAAGACGAAGAAAAGAAGGAGGAUGAGGAAAAGAAGGAUGACGAUGAGAAGAAGGAAGACAAGGAAGAAGAUGAGGAGGAAGACAAAGAGGAGGAACCUGAUCUCAACGACCAACAGAAUGAUCAAGAGUCAUCUGGGGAAGAAAGUGUAGAUCUUGACUCCGAUCAUCUCGUGCUUCAGGGAAGCGGCAAUGGAAAAAUCAAAGGAGUGGUGAUAGACGAUUCAGACAAAGAAAAGGACAAACCCGAGAAGCGAUCCGUUGAUGAUAGCAAAAAGCCUUCCAAGAGUGCACAAGUCCAAGAUAAACGUAGCUGUUGUGGUUGCUGGGGUGAACCAGGUGAAGGCUGCGGCUGUGGUAACUGCUGUGGCGGCUUUGAAUGCCCCCAUUGCUGCGGAGGCUGCGGGUGCGGUUGCUGUCCGCAUCUGAACUUCCCCGUCACGUUCGGUGCAUGUGUUAACAAUCCGUGCUGCGAAUGCUGUCAGAAAAAGCCACCGAAAGGCAAAUGUCAGUGGCCUUGCAUGUGGCCCUGCUGCUGCGAAUGUGACCCGCCUAAGUUUAAAUUCACACCAAUCAAGCCCAAACCGAUGUGCCACUGUCCACACUGCCAUGGAUGCUGCGGCGGAAAGAAGAGCGCAGGUCCAUUAAAGAGAGGUGAUGUGGAAAAGCGUUGCGGGUGCGGUGGAUUCGGUGAUGGCUUUGGAUACGGUUACGGCGGUUUUGGUCCGUAUGGUUUCGGUGGUUAUGGACCUUUCGGUGGAUACGGACCAUUUGGAUACGGACCUUUCGGUGGAUAUGGAGGAUAUGGAGGAUAUGGAGGAUAUGGAGGAUAUGGACAUGGCUUUGGCCCUUUACCAUUCUACUAGGUGAGUACAGUUUUUCUGUUUUACGUCACUGGACUAGUUAGGCACAGUGAUAAUGAUAGUAACUGA